Messenger RNA from Poecilia latipinna (sailfin molly), 1275 nucleotides. RefSeq names its product calcium-dependent secretion activator 1-like. The transcript has 2 exons. Bases 372 to 896 code for a protein of 174 amino acids. Gene Ontology annotation, cellular component: glutamatergic synapse. NCBI's taxonomy places the organism in Eukaryota, Metazoa, Chordata, Actinopteri, Cyprinodontiformes, Poeciliidae. Gene Ontology annotation, biological process: positive regulation of exocytosis; dense core granule exocytosis; synaptic vesicle exocytosis. The record is from RefSeq and is a predicted model, not a curated record.
UUUGGUGCAUUUAAAAAACCCCAGAGUGACACCUCUUCGCUCUGUUUCAACCUAUCUCUGCUUGCAGCCACAGGUUGCUCACCUGUACGCAUAGCUCUCGAGCGCGUGCUACCAUACCAACACAUUUUCUGUGCGUGAAGGAACGAAGCUCACGUGGCGACGUUUACCCGGAAAACUCCGCCUGCCCUGACGUCGCCAUCAGAAACAGCAUUUAGUCCGGGUCGUGACUUCAAACGCAGCACUUGUUCCAGCAGGAAAACGGCGCUGACAGUAGAUAUGCUGGCGGUAGCGCCACGUCAACUAAAACAAACUAAAUCGUAAACAGGACUUUGCCGUGUUAUUAGUCUGUCUGAGUUUUAACACCUGUCACCAUGCUGGAUCCGUCCUCUAGUGAAGACACGGGCGGGGAGUCCGACACAGAAGUUACCAGAGAGCCUCCGAGGAAACCGUCCGCCUAUUCAGAGGCAGAAAAGCAGGGAGACAGCGGGCGGGCGGGCGGUCAGCAGCUGCAGCCUGCCGAAACCCCCGGUGAAGGUGCAAAAGACUGCCCCUCUGCAGGUGACGAGGAAAAGAAGGAGCGAGAGCGCCUUCAGAAGGAGGAAAACGAGAGGAGAACUAAGCUGCAGAUCUAUGUGUUUGUUCUGCGGUGUAUUUCCUAUCCGUUCAACGCCAAGCAGCCCACCGACAUGGCCCGAAGGCAGCAGAAGGUCAACAAGCAGCAGCUGCAGACAGUGAAGGAGCACUUCCUGGCCUUCCUGAAUGGAGAAACUCAGAUUAUCGCUGAUGAAGCUUUCUGCAAUGCUGUGAGAAGCUACUAUGAGGUGAGGGAACACAAGCUUCAUGUAAAUGAUGUCUGUAUUUCAGAAACAGAAAUGUGUUUUGGUCAAAGAAACUGAUUCUCAUCAACCACCUUGAUUCUUGUCAUAACCAUGGACCUAUUCAAUAAAUUAGAAUGGGUCUGUACUUCGUACUUACUUGCUAACCUACUAAACAUUUGUGAAAAAGAAACUUCAACAUCGAGGACUGUUAAUAUGCUGAAGUGUUCUUAUUUACCAAAUAUAUUCAUAGAUUAUGGCUUGUUCUCCUGAGUUGUCAAUCAGUUGUUUCCAUUCAGUCAGUUCUAGUCAAACGUGUUGGUAAAUGAAGAGCAAAGUAAUAAAGUGAUACAAGUAGAACAUCUUUUUAAAUGUCCUACUUAUAUCACUGUUGCUUAUAACAAAAAUAUCACAUUUUUGAUGGAACUAACGAACUGUAAAAAGUGUUUUCACUUCAAGU